Magnolia sinica is the source of this 1453-nucleotide messenger RNA. RefSeq names its product actin-related protein 7. NCBI's taxonomy places the organism in Eukaryota, Viridiplantae, Streptophyta, Magnoliopsida, Magnoliales, Magnoliaceae. The transcript has 7 exons. The record is from RefSeq and is a predicted model, not a curated record. The coding region runs from base 175 to 1260 and encodes 361 amino acids. Gene Ontology annotation, biological process: anatomical structure morphogenesis. Gene Ontology annotation, cellular component: nucleus.
CAAAAGGCGUUUAAACCCUCCCUCUCUCUCUCUCUCUCUCUGAGCAAAAUCCCCGCGCUUUCCUUUUCGUUUUUUGAAAAUGCUCUGCUCCCUCUCUUCCAAAACCUAGAUUUUUAGAAAACUCAAUAUCAAAAUCCAGGGUUUUAUUUUAUUUUUUCCUUUCUUGAAGAAUCCAUGGAAGCGGUCGUCGUAGAUGCCGGAUCGAAGCUCCUCAAAGCUGGAUUCGCUGUCCCCGAUCAAGAUCCUGCCAUGAUAAUUCCUACCAAAAUGAAACGCAUGCCUGAAGAUGGACAAUUGAAUGAUGAUUUGGCAUUUGAGGACAUUAGUGUGGAUCCAGUUGUGAGGGGUUUUAUUAAAGAUUGGGAUGCCAUGGAAGACUUGUUGCACCAUGUUCUAUACACUGGUCUUGGAUGGGAGAUUGGAAAUGAAGGGCAGAUUUUAUUUACAGAUCCGCUUUCAACCCCCAAGGCUGUUAGAGAGCGACUGGUGCAACUUAUGUUUGAAACAUUUAACAUCUCAGGCUUUUACGCAUCUGAACAAGCAGUACUAUCACUUUAUGCUGUAGGGCGCAUCUCGGGCUGCACUGUUGACAUUGGGCAUGGAAAGAUAGAUAUUGCGCCAGUUUGUGAAGGUGCUGUUCAGCACAUUGCCUCAAAAAGAUUUGAGAUUGGAGGUAUUGAUUUGACAAAGUUGCUCGCUCAGGAGCUUCGUAAGUCAAAUCCACUGGUGAAUAUCGACAUUUCAGAUGUUGAGAAAUUGAAAGAACAAUAUGCUUGCUGUGCGGAAGAUCAAGUCGCUUACCAGAACGCACAAAAGUCAUGCCUGGCAGAGAAGCACACUCUUCCAGAUGGACAGGUGAUAACAAUUGAAAGGGAAAAGUAUAUUGUUGGUGAGGCUUUGUUUCAACCAUCCAUAUUGGGUUUAGAGGAGCAUGGAAUUGUCGAGCAGCUUGUCCGUAGUAUCUCAACUGUGUCAACUGAGAAUCACAGGCAACUGCUAGAAAACACCGUACUUUGUGGUGGUACUGCAUCUAUGAUUGGUUUUGAAGAACGGUUCCAGAGAGAAGCUAAUUUGUGCUCAUCAUCUAUUCGUCCUGCUCUCGUAAAGCCUCCAGAAUACAUGCCUGAGAAUCUGCCAAGGAAUUCUGCUUGGAUGGGAGGCGCCAUAUUGGCCAAGGUUGUCUUCCCUCAGAACCAGCAUGUUACCAAGGCCGAGUACGAUGAGAGCGGGCCUGCUGUUGUUCACAAGAAAUGCUUCUAGAACCCCUCCUGACUAGAUUUUGAGUGGAUAACUGGACUGUGCCUCAAUUUUAUUUUUAUUUUUCCUUUUUAAUGUUGUGAAAGUAACUGUCUUCUGCCGGUACCGUGCAUGUAUAUACAUUCCCUAGUGGAAACUAGGUACUGUAAUCUGAAGAGUCGUCUCCACUUGAAAUGGAAAAGAGAAUUUUCUUUUC